AGAGAGCUGUGUGGUGGCAAGACCGCAGCAAUAACAAAACAUCUGGAGCGUUCAGAUCAUACUCCUGUGUUCCAAAAGCUUUAAAUCAUGUUUUCAUGUGUAUUUAUUUAAAUCAACGUUGUGCAAGUCCUCAUGUGUCACUGUGCUGUAACUUGUGGAUGCAUCUCGGCUCCAACACACCUGAAUCAGAAGGCUAAGUUGGCAUGUUGGCAAGUUUUGCAAUGGCCUGGCUUUGAUUCAGGUGUGUUGGAGCAGAAAUGCAUCCACAAGACUGCGAAUACGAUAAAGGACUCCAUGGAAAAUGAUGCCUAAAUGAAUGCAUUGGCUCACAUACUUUUAGGAUUUUGAAGAGUGGGUUUUAGGUGCUAUUGUUAACCAUUUACUCCUGCUAAUAUAACAUAGAAAGACGCGUGCCUGACCACCACCUGGGUGAAAUGUGUUCCAGUGGCUCAGCCCAUAUGUAUGUUGAGAUUUAGUAAACUCCAAAAUACCUUAUUAAUGAAUACAAGGAAUUAUCAGUUACUCUGACAUGCAGCUUAUUUAAUGUGUUGACUGAACAUAACUGACUGUAUAUUUAACGUUAUUACACAACGGGUGUUACAGGCUGUGGAUGCUUAGCAGCUUACAAGGUUUAUUAAAGGUUUUCAACUCGAUGAACAUUUGGUGCUGCGUGUCAAGAAUAAAACUGAAAUCUGACUGCCUUCCAUUUCCUGCUUCCUGCUGGGUCCUCCUCUAAUCUCUGAUUGUUUCUAAUGAGAUGAACUGACUAUGUUGCCAUGCUUUGUUUCAUGAGAGGAUCCUUCACACAUACAACCUGCCAGGUAAAUGCAUUACUCACACAGCUGACGGAAAUGCCAGGACUAACAUGCAUGAUUGGCCUUUUUUCCUGUUCAGGCUCCCAGAAAGACUCAAUAACACAUUAACUUUAAUGAAGUGAUUAUGGAAUGCUUUUUUCUGCUGCCCAGUGACUUAAUUGAGUUCUCACCUUUAAAAACAUUCACUUACAACUGUUGUGUCUUCACAUGUAGGAGCUAAAUGCAGAGUUCCUGGCAGAUGUGUCACAUUCUCUCUCCAUGAUCCCAUAUAUCCCGUUGUUCUUUCCUCAAGUCAAAGCAAACAGCACUCCAGUUGACAAAGUAAACAGUGCAGAGACAAAAAAAGCAACCUUUGCAAUGAAAAUCAGUGUAGAACAUAAUAAAAGAACGGGCAAAAAUCAAGUGGUUUCUACAACAACUAUAUGCCCAGAAAGUAUUCAAGAGAGUGGGCAAAAGGUAUAUGAUGAUGGACGCAAGUCUGUUUAUGCACUACAGCCAGAAGAAGACAAAGUUCCUAAUGGAGUGGUUAGAGAGAUGUCCAGCACUGAAGUGGAAGAACUUCUGCAUCAGGCCACAGAUAAAACAGUGCCUGCUGAAGUGCAUUACCAUCAUCCAGUGUACUCUGUACCAUACACAGGGAACAGCAGAUCUUCAACACCAAGGGUACCAACUCAAAUACAUCUCAAAGAUAAAACACAGUUUAUUCAUGACCAACAAGAUCAGAAAUCUUCACUUCAUCAAAACUACACUUCAAGAGCCUUCCGGCCUGAUGAGGAAGCAAACUUUCACUGGCUCAGCACUGUGCAACAAAUCAACAACAAUAUGGAUCUAAAUGGAAGGUUAAACCUCAGUGCCAAAACUACAGCAGAAUUCCCCAACAACGCAGACACUAGCAGCGCAGAGCCAGAUGGUCCUGUGCCAGUUACAUUGCGAUCCAAAGGACUGCCUGCAUCAAUGCCACCAAUUUACAGGGAUGUAGAUCAACUUGUACUUUCAUUAAUCAGUGGCACAACUGAAGCUGAUGAGACACUGAAUGACUUUCACUUACACGCUGCCACAGAAAGUACUGCCUCUGUGAAUCUCAUCAACACAUUGCCAGAGGAUCAAGAGGAGGAAGCAGUUACGAUGAUUUUCAUUGGCUAUGAAAAUGCUUUAGAUGAAGAGGAGGAAGACAUCCAAGCUGAGCUAGUAAUCUUAGGCGACAAUGAGGGUGAAGAUGAUGAUAAGUGUCUAGAUAAUAUGAACUCCAGAGAAGAAUGUCUGUCAUAUCAUCCAGAAGGAUGCAAGAGUAAAAUCUUCCAACCCACAGUGGAGAUAGCCAAGGUUGCUGGAGGAGGAGACGCAGCUGAAGACACCUACACAAACUGGAGGGAUUUGAAGCUCCACAAGCCAACGUUCAUCCACAAGCCAGGAAAACACAGCUGCUAUACACAAGGGCAGAGCAUGGAUGAGCCUCCCAGCAGGGAUUGCAUCGAUCAAGUUCAUCAUGAGUGCCACUUGUGUUAUAGCCACCGCCUGGCAAAGUGUUCUCAAUACAUAAUCUCAUCAAACUUUGAGUGUCAAGUCUAACCACUUUUAACUAAAUGUUACUCAGCUGAUCUAAUUGUAGUCACAAGCAGUUUAUUACUAACUAAUAUAAAUAUAUUAAGCUCUAUGUUAAGGUUCUGCUUUGGUGCUGUAUGUUUCAUGGUUCCUGGUCACUGGCUUCAAGAAUUCUUUAAAGUACUUCUUGAUUCUGAGAUCAUACAAGUAGCUAUAUAUCACAAAGUUCACAUAUUAUUAUGACCCAAGGAAAAAAAAAUUCAAUGAUAAAGUGGAUUUUUAAGGCUUUUUGGCGCAAGGCUCAUAAAAAAUGUUGCGCCGGGUGUCACGUGACCGAUGACGUAAUUUGUUGACAAGCGUUGAUCUGUUGACAUUGCAGCAAGUUACUUCCUGGUUGCAAACUCGCUUUCUCAAACACAAAAAGCCAGAUUAAACAUGGCUAAAAAGCGUGUGGCUUAUGGUUGGUUAAAUACCAACAAGGAUAAUGUCUCCUUACACACAUUUCGGAACCCGAAAAGUCCCGGUGUUGUGUGAAAAUCUGUUCCCCUCUGUGUCGGGAGCGCGCAUUGCAGCCAGAGAGGCGGGGUUUCACGACUUCUGAUCGAUUUCUCGGUAAAACAACUCAUAUAAUCAUGUCAAGGUUGUAACAUUCAGUUUAAUCAGCAGCUGUUGUUAAGAAAAUUGUAAAAUAAAAAUAAAUAAACGCUGUCUUCAUGCAGCUGAAAUGUCCAUUCUCUCCUCCCUCCAUAACUUUGGGAAAUAAAGAGCAACUGUUUCCAAAUUCCUUAAAAA
This is a messenger RNA of Fundulus heteroclitus (mummichog), 3149 nucleotides long. RefSeq names its product palmdelphin. The record is from RefSeq and is a predicted model, not a curated record. Gene Ontology annotation, cellular component: membrane; cytoplasm. Bases 1074 to 2384 code for a protein of 436 amino acids. NCBI's taxonomy places the organism in Eukaryota, Metazoa, Chordata, Actinopteri, Cyprinodontiformes, Fundulidae. The transcript has 4 exons. Gene Ontology annotation, biological process: regulation of cell shape.